This is a messenger RNA of Leptinotarsa decemlineata (Colorado potato beetle), 2007 nucleotides long. Its product is annotated as KICSTOR complex protein kaptin. Gene Ontology annotation, cellular component: lamellipodium; KICSTOR complex; actin cytoskeleton. Gene Ontology annotation, biological process: cellular response to amino acid starvation; actin filament organization; negative regulation of TORC1 signaling. Gene Ontology annotation, molecular function: actin filament binding. Lineage: Eukaryota; Metazoa; Arthropoda; Insecta; Coleoptera; Chrysomelidae. The record is from RefSeq and is a predicted model, not a curated record.
UGUGGCCACAGAAUACUAAUUACUAUUGUGACAUUUUGAAUUACACCCUAAUCUGAAUCUAAAACCAGAGUAACCAGAGAGAAAAAAAAUUUAUGUAUGGAUUAAGUGAGGUUGAAUGUGGUCAGUUAUUGUGAUGUGAAAACACAAGAGUGAAAAAAAGUGUGAUGACUAUGACAGGAGCAUAAUACUUUGAUAGAUAUGACUCUUCAACAUGGAAAAAUGGAACAUUUUAAAGAUGUCCAUUUUUUUUAUACUCCCUCCCAGGGAAAUAUUUACACUAUGACUGAUAUACAAUUAGUAAAUGGUUCAACAAAACUCCUUGUAGCUUCUUUGAAAAGGGAAAUAUUCUGUUUUGACUUUCAAGAAUCUUCUUCUGGUUUAUUGAUUCCCACUACAAAAGAAGUUUCUUUUACUUAUAUACCAAAUGGGGCUGAGAUAAUAUCUAUUGAUGCUUUUAACAAAUCCACAAAUAGCAACGAAUUUGUAAUAGGAAUCACAAUAAUAAAGAAUAGUAAUGAUUCUGAAAGUCAUUUAGAAACAUAUUUGAACAUAUAUGCUGGCGAAGAAACUGAAGAUUUCAAUAUCGAAAAUAUAGCACAAAGUUGUCUGAAUGUUGAACUUAAUUUUAUUCCAUAUAAGCUUUUUCAUACCUAUUUAGUUACUUUUGAAGAUAAUGCUAUGGUUAACAAAGAGAUAGUUUUUGUUCUGUCUGGUAGUGAUAAUCAAAUUCAUAUAUUUCGAGAAAAUACUACUGAUCAUACAUAUAAGGAAAUUGAGAAUAAAGACCAUUUUCCGGAAUUUUCAAAAACUCCUAGUCCCGUUGUCUGGAUUGAUAUUUAUUAUUCAGAUGAUUUCAAAGAGAGAAUCACUUCAUUUGCCUGCGAAUGUGGCUAUGUAAAAUUACUCAAAGUCGAUGUGGUAUCAAACAAGCUAGUCUAUAAUUUCUCUACACGGUUUGGCAACUACAUUUCAAAAGUUUAUAUUUUUCCUGAAUUUAAUUCGGUGACAGAUUAUUCGUUUGAGAAAAGUACUUUUUUGAGAGAGUUGGACAUCAAAUCUCGUGGAACUUCAAAAAAAUUGAAUUUGGUUGUUGUCAACACAAUUUUACCUGCCGUUAUAUUUCAGUGAGUACCGUUAGUUUAUCGAAUAAUAUUGGAAAUCAACAAAAAGUUGGUAGAAGAGAAUAACAAGUUGCAAGAAAUGGUUGUAAAAGCUAAUGAAAAGAAUAUGGCCGAAAAUCUCAUUCUUAUUGUACAAGAGAUGCAUGAAAGACAAUCAAGGACACCUAAUAUUAUUGUAUGUAAUAUCCAAGAAUCGAAUCUGAAUAAUCAGCGUGACAGGGCCAAAGAAGAUAUAAAAAAUAUCAAUGAAAUUCUUGGUGUAACCAUCAGAAAGACUUUCAGACUUGGUAAAUUUUCCGAAGACAGAAACAGACCUAUCAAAGUAGUUCUGUCGAACAGUGAUGAAGCCCUAUAUGUUUUACGGAACAAGAACAAAAUUAUAGUUCCUGGAAUAAUUGUAUUUGGUGACCAAACAAAAUUUCAAAAAGAAUACUAUCUCUCAGACAAGUCUAAGCUUGCGGAUCUCACUUCUCAGGGAAUGAUGUAUAAAAAAGAUAAAAAGGGGAAUUGGUGUUUGGAGGAAUUGAAAAAGAUAUCAGCGCCCGUUUUAGGUUUGAAAUAUAUUGACAUAACUGGUGACGGAGUUAAAGAUCUUGUCAUUUUAUCCAUGAGAGGAGUUCAUGUAUUGCAGCAUGAUUCAUCAAGAUUACAAACCAUUUUGGACAAAAAAAUUCAAAAUCUCACCUUACCAAACAUAUCUGAAGUGAUUUCAUGAUAGGGUAUGUAAUAACUUGAUCUGUUCAAAUUAUUGCAUGAGUUCAGAUUAUUGAACCAUUAACAAUUACUGUUUGAAUUAUUUUACGAAUGUAACUAAUUAAAACAUCAAUAUUCACAAAUUUUGAUUAAUGAAAUAUAUUUAAUAAAAGCCAUCUUAUUUCAAAUUUUC